Molecule: messenger RNA, 1787 nt
Organism: Umbelopsis ramanniana AG
Lineage: Eukaryota; Fungi; Mucoromycota; Umbelopsidomycetes; Umbelopsidales; Umbelopsidaceae
Exons: 10
Coding region: 58-1449 (463 amino acids)
Biological process (GO): transport
Cellular component (GO): Golgi apparatus; membrane
Source: RefSeq, a predicted model, not a curated record
AAUUUUGCCACUCGGUACACUCUUCCUUUCACUGUACUUGCAGCUCCCAAAUUGACAAUGUGGCGAUUUCAAAGCUGCAAAUCGCUACUGUAUCUAUUCGUACUUAGCUUCGUUAUACCUGUAUGGUGUAGGCCAACUCUCGUAUUGAAUGAAGAUUCAAGAGGCAUUAUACCCAUUGCAUCGUUCGGCUUCUUGGCAGGCGGCCAGCUCAAACUGGAAUGGUCCGACCUCAAGCUGACCACUCCUUCGGCAUCCGGAAGCCUUGCGUUUUACGUUCGAAAGACCUUGUCGGAGGAUGCCACGUAUAUGGUGGAUGAUAAUAUGGCAGAAGCACUGGACCCUGAUGUUGAGACCCAAUGCUUUCUGGACGCAGAGUUUGUCAGUGAUGAAGUCGCUGAUGGUAUAACUAUAAUUGUCGAUAUCGAUGCCACGAAACCGGAAGGCUCCUAUGAACACACAAUCCAACCGGAUGAAGAAUUCCUGUGGACCGUUCACUUGAUAAACUGCAAGCCUUCUGCUUUAACUAUAACUUUGAAGACCACAGAAAUCAACCCUGGCCCGAACUACCUUAGUGCGGGAGACAGCCCAUUGCCGACCGUGUACGGAGUUUCGUCAAUUACGUUCUUUGUGGCGGCUGCAAUCUGGGGCUUCUUACUCUUCCGUAACAAAUCACAAAGAGUUUUCAAGUCACACUAUCUCAUGCUGGCGCUGAUGGCUUUUGUUGGCAUUGAUAAAGCAUGCGAAUCGGCCAAAUAUCAUUACAUGAAAAUUGGAGUUGUGGCUGAGGGUUGGACGAUAGGAUUCUAUAUCUUUGCUUUCAUCAAAGGUUCUCUUAGCAUUCUCAUCAUUGUUCUCAUCGCUUCCGGAUGGAUGUUCAUUAAGCCCUUCUUGUCGUCAAGGGAUAAGCGUAUUAUCUCCAUCAUUAUUCCUCUUCAGGUUUUAGCCAAUAUUGGAUCCUUCUUUGUCAGUGAGACCGCGAUUGGAUCUAUGAACUGGUCAUUCUGGAGAGAUAUGGUUCCCAUUGCUGACCUUGCUGCAUGCGGCGUUAUGCUAUGGACUAUAUUGCAAACCCGUAAGCACUUGAACCAAGGCUCAGAAGCGGAUGGAAAAGAACUUGAUGUGUUGAUGAAGUAUAAGCUUUGGUCUACGUUUUAUAUUGUUACAUUGGUCUACCUGUAUGUGACCCGAAUCCUGGUUGGAUUCUUGCAAGUUGCUCUUCCCUAUCGCUAUAUCAACUGGCUAGGAGAAGCUGUGAGCGAGAUUGCAACAUUGCUCUUCUAUAUUUUCAUUGGCUACAAAUUUCGACCCUAUAGUGACAACCCAUACAUGCAAGUUCCAACCGAUGAUGAGGAGGAGGAUGAAGACUAUGAGCAGGACCUUCCUACUUCUCGUGAAGCUCAUGGGUUGCAACAAAUUUCUCGUAGGGAACCUAGUGGACAAGAAGUUUAAAGCUGCUGGUUGGAAAACCUGUUCUGGCGUACUUCUAACAAGAGUGUUUCUGGUAUUCAUAUCACAUGUAUAUUUUAUUUUUUUUCUACACUCUCAUGUACCUUUUCAUACUUUACACCCAUUCAUUCGCUUUCAUUUUACAUAACCCACUUUGCUACUAUCUAGUCUUCUAUAUCAGACUGUGCAAUGUCCGAUUUCAAGGAUGUCACCUUCAAUCUAGAAAUACUUUUCUCCAAUGUUUCAUCGAGAUUGUGGUUUUUGUAUUAUUAGUUCUUAUUACAUUUCCGACGCUUGGCACCAGCGAGUCGGCAUAGGCACACAAAUUUGUCUCGUAAACU